Messenger RNA from Cantharellus anzutake, 864 nucleotides. RefSeq lists its product as uncharacterized. The coding region runs from base 122 to 613 and encodes 163 amino acids. The transcript has 7 exons. The record is from RefSeq and is a predicted model, not a curated record. Lineage: Eukaryota; Fungi; Basidiomycota; Agaricomycetes; Cantharellales; Hydnaceae.
CCCCAUCAGCACUGGGAUCCGGAGCUAUUGGGGUCACCGGUAGGCGACAACUUGUUGAAGCUGGGUCUGCCAUACGUCAUCCAAACCAUGAAAGACUCCUCCUCAGCAGAACUUGGCGGAGAUGACAAGGUCUGUCAUCCCUAACUCCCGUUCGCCUCAGCGACAAGGCCAACAGUGGACCCUCGAACGCGCCUCGCCUGGACAGUUCUACAUUAAGAGCCAUCUUAACACAUAUCUCAAUGUCGAUGGCCCUUGGAGGAAUUGCAUGCGUGUCAUUGCCUCCCCAAACAGACAAGCAUGGAAUAUACGGCUGCAUAGCGCUGCUUCGAACACGUUUAGGAUCUUCUAUCCAGGAACCAAUUCUGCGGUUGGCUUAGAUCGGAGAUACACUAAUCCUGGAUCGAUUCAUUUGUGGGGAUCGAACGGCUGGAACUCGGAGCAGUUAUGGACAUUCGGCCUGGCAUCCGAGUGGAACCGUUUCAGCUUCGACAACCGUCCCUACUUGAUUGUGAACCGUGAAGCGGGGACCGCAAUUGGACCCAGCGAUGAUCAAAAGUUGGUUCGCAUCCAGUGCAGCUCCGCCUACCGAGUUGACUCACAUUUUCAAAUUUGAAGAUCUGUCAUUGGGUUUCCAAUCACCCCCACGCGCUGAAUCUAGAGGUAUGACAAGUCUCUUGCGUUGUGAGGAAAUUCUCAUCAUAGGCGAUGCAUCGCUUUUUAUAGUGGAUGUUCGAGGCGACCGGGAGCCUUUAUUUUAUCAAGAGCAUGUCCACUCAUACGUACCUCGGCGUCGAAGGGGAUGCUAAGCAGGGCGCGAAAAUCAUUUGCUCAAACUUUCCAGGAGCAGGAGUUUGGACUGUGAAA